This is a messenger RNA of Spizellomyces punctatus DAOM BR117, 2733 nucleotides long. Its product is annotated as mismatch repair ATPase MSH2. Gene Ontology annotation, biological process: mismatch repair; mitotic recombination. The transcript has 29 exons. The coding region runs from base 1 to 2733 and encodes 910 amino acids. Gene Ontology annotation, cellular component: MutSalpha complex; nucleus. Gene Ontology annotation, molecular function: ATP-dependent DNA damage sensor activity; mismatched DNA binding; ATP binding. Lineage: Eukaryota; Fungi; Chytridiomycota; Chytridiomycetes; Spizellomycetales; Spizellomycetaceae. The record is from RefSeq and is a predicted model, not a curated record.
AUGGUGGAGAAAGGGGACCGUCCUGACCUGAAUCUAGACCGUCCAAGCGAGCAAGGCUUCAUAACGUUUUUCAAAGGGCUACCAGAGAAACCCGAGACUACCAUUCGGUUAUUUGAGCGAAAUGACUAUUACAGUGUCCAUGGCGAUGAUGCAAUCUUUGUUGCUCAAACCGUAUACAAGACAUCAACAGUCAUUAAAUACCUUGGAGGAGAAGGACCCAAAGCCCUUCCCAGUUGCACAUUAUCCAAACUGAAUACCAAUGCGCUUCUCCGUGACUUGCUAUUGGUGAAUUUGUAUCGCGUGGAAAUUUGGUCUAUGGAAGGACGGCAGUGGCGGAUUUCCAAGCGAGCAUCUCCGGGGAAUUUGGUGGAUGUCGAGGAUAUGUUGUUCACGAAUAAUGAAGUUGCGUCUUCACCUGUUGUCCUUGCCUUGCGAGUCGGGACAAAGAACGACCAAAAGUUGGUGGGUGUGGCAUAUACGGAUGCCACCACAAUGCGAGUUAUCGGUGUGUCCGAGUUUGUAGAUAAUGACACGUUUUCCAAUGUUGAGUCACUGCUUAUCCAACUCAGCGUAAAGGAAUGCGUGAUCGCCGAAGAUACACAAAGCUAUGAGCUUAAGAAGAUUGAAGCCAUCCUUGAUCGAUGCGGUAUUGUUGUUACCCCCAGGAAGAAAGGUGACUUUCAGUGCAAGGAUAUUGAGCAAGAUCUUAAUAGACUACUCGAUGAUGAUGUCUCCCCAUCUGCUUUACCCGAAUUCGAACUUAAACUGGCGAUGGGUUGUGUGGCUUGCUUGAUCAAGUACCUUGCACUCCUAACCGAUGAGUCCAAUUUUCAUCAAUAUACCCUACAACAUUACGAUUUCUCGCAGUACAUGCGCCUAGACGCCGCCGCUGUCCGUGCUUUAAACCUCAUGCCUGGACCUCAGGAUGGAUCAAAUAAAAGCAUGAGCUUAUAUGGACUGCUGAAUAAAUGUAAAACGGCGCAGGGAUCAAGGCUCAUGGCUCAGUGGUUGAAACAGCCUUUGAUGAGCUUACCUGAAAUUCAGAUGAGGCACGAUAUUGUUGAGGCUUUGGUGAAUGAUACAGAAUUGAGGCAAGGGCUCCAGGAAGAGCAUCUGAGAAAUUUCCCGGAUCUCCAUCGUCUUGCGAAGCGGUUUCAACGGGGAAAUGCUCAUCUCCAAGACGUUGUGCGCGUAUACCAAGUCGUUAUUCGCCUUCCAACAUUGAAAGGAGCGCUAGAAGCUUAUGGUGAUCAACAUGCACCCCUACUGAAAGAAACAUACGUCGAGAAGCUGGAUGAAUACAUGGAGCAUCUAUCCAAAUUGCAAGAGCUGGUGGAAACCACGAUUGAUCUGGAAGCGGUUGAAAAUCAUGAUUUCCGGAUAAAGGCAGAUUAUGAUCAGGAGCUGCAAGAUAUGCGGGACAAGAUGGUCGAGAUAUUUGAGCAGUUAGAGCCUGAAGCUAUACGGGUUGCGGAUGAGUUGGGAUUGGAGUUUGAAAAAAAGUUGAAGUUUGAAAAAAAUUCACAAUAUGGUUAUAUCAUGCGGCUGACGCGCAAGGAUGCCUCCGUACUUCGUGGUCAGCGGGAAUACAUUGAACUUGCAACGCGAAAGGAUGGGGUGUAUUUUACCACCUCAACGUUGAGAAGGUUGAGCAACGAUUACUCUGAUUUGUCGGCACAAUAUGAAAAAGUUCAGUCGAAUUUGGUGAAGGAUGUUAUAGAAAUCACUGCAUCAUACUUUCCGGUACUGGAGCUGUUGAAUCAGUUGAUUGCCCAUUUGGAUGUUCUUGUUAGCUUUGCGCACGCAUCCAUUCAUGCACCUACGCCGUACGUGCGUCCAAAGCUGACAAACCGAGGUAAGAAAAGGGACAACUUUUUGGCGCGCAAUGAGUCGCUAUUGAGUAUUUUGACUGCAGGGGAAAGGCGAUGUCGUGAUUCGAGUUCGUUCCAGAUCAUCACUGGGCCGAACAUGGGUGGAAAAAGUACUUACAUCCGGCAGAUCGGGAUGGUUGCGCUGAUGGCACAAAUUGGAUGCUUUGUACCAUGCCGAGAAGCCCGGUUGUGUGUUUUUGAUUCCAUUUUGGCAAGAGUGGGAGCUGGCGAUAGUACCUUGAAAGGCGUGUCGACGUUUAUGGCCGAGAUGCUGGAGACGGCAGCCAUUUUACGGUCUGCAACCAAAAAUUCUCUGAUUAUCAUUGAUGAACUGGGGCGCGGAACAAGUACAUAUGACGGAUUCGGGCUCGCCUGGGCUAUAUCAGAAUACAUAACGACCAAGAUUGGCUGUUUCACGCUCUUUGCAACCCACUUUCACGAACUUACAGUUUUGGCGGACCGUGUCCCAACUGUUCGAAACUUGCAUGUGGCUGCGUUACGUGAGGAGAGAGGAAUUACAUUGCUGUAUAAAGUCAGACCAGGUGCUUGUGAUCAAAGUUUUGGAAUUCAUGUCGCAGAGCUUGCAAAUUUCCCUGAGAAGGUGGUUAAGAUGGCCAAGCGGAAGGCAGCUGAAUUGGAAGACUUUUCCGGAGAACAUGAGCGACCAUGGAAAUGUUCUAAACAAGAAAUUGAAAUGGGGAACGCCUUGAUCGAACGAUUUCUCAAUGAAAUAGCGGCGUGCCCUGAACAAGAUCUGAUGGAUUCUGAGCGGGCUGCUAAAACGGUUAAGGUUAUUAAGGAUAAGUAUACAGCAGAAUUUGAUAAGAGCCCAUUUGUGAGAGAGAUUUUGGCAGAUUUGUGA